Cuscuta campestris is the source of this 6008-nucleotide messenger RNA. NCBI's taxonomy places the organism in Eukaryota, Viridiplantae, Streptophyta, Magnoliopsida, Solanales, Convolvulaceae. The record is from the annotation of a GenBank genome assembly.
ACACACGGACAAGGACUGAAUCAGAGCAUUCAAGAGAGAGAUAAUAGGAUCGGAAAGGUAUUUCCCGAGCGAAACCUGAACUCGUCUUGGCGGAAUCUUAGAAAAAGGGAAACGAAGGCCAAGGCUCAGCCUGGAUUUGAUGGCUUACAGGUUCAUUUCUUAUCCUUCCAAGACGAUUUGAUCGAUAGGUCGAUCGAUGGAAAUCCCCGACGCUCAUUUUCUCUCCAAUUUGUUUUAGUUUCAUGAACAAGUUUGGAGUAAAAGUUAGGGUUUGAAGCCCCCAUUUUGUUAUUUCAAUAGAUUGUUAAGAUUGCUACUGGAAAACAGAGUAGGACAUAAAUUGGUCGGUGGUGUUUGUCAUGCCAUUUUCGGGGUCCUCUUCUGUCCCGAGGAAAACAAAGGAUAACAAGUUGGGUGAUUUUAGGGUUAAGAAGAAACUUAAGAGGAUAGAAUCUAUUUGUGAGAAGGCAUAUAAUCGGAACCAUAGUGUGGCUGGAAGGGUGGACCCUAUUGAUCCUAGUAAUGCUGAAGAAAAUGAACUUGAGCUCAGGCGGAGCACUAGGGUCCGAAAGGCUCCUGUUCUACUUGAUUCGUCUCCUCCUCCUCCAAAGAAGCGAGCAAAACUGGGCAAACGGGGUGGGAUGAGUGGUGAGAAUAGAGAAGAGGAUGGAAAGCAAUUCGAGAUAGUCUGCUCUAUAUCUAGGGAUUUGGUUCACAAUGCUGAUGGUUGGAAAUCAAGACUAAGAUCCAGGCGCAGGAAUGAAAGCUUUGUUUUGAGACGGAAAGGGGUGACUUCACCAGGAUUUAGUAGGAAGCUUAGUGAGAACUCGGGAAAGUUCAAAGGCAAAUCAAUUGAGGAUGAUGAACUGUUUCAUGACAAACAAGUAGGGAAGGUAUGUGGAAAAUUGACUAUAUUUAAGUCAAAGAGACCUGGAAGAAUUAAGGCAUCAAGUGCUUUUGAGAAACAGGGCAUUGAUUUGAGCGGUAGUUUGGAGGGUGAUGAAUUGAAUAAUGCAGAAGAGAGACAAAUGAGUGAAGAUGACGAUACACUGAUACUUAAAAAUGAUGCGCUUGAAGAAGAGGAAAAAAUAAUUAACAGCGAAGAGGCACUUGAAGAAGUGAAUGAAGAGAAUUUCCCAUUUGACAGUGAAAGGAAUAAGGCAGUAAAGGGUGCAAGUGUACCUUCACCAACUGUCAAUAUUGAGGAUGAAGUAGAAAUGUGUUCACAUGCUAAGCAAUGCACAGGGUCAGAUCAUAUAAAGCUCAUGGAUCAGGGUAUGCCCGUAGAAUGGUGUGUCGGCAUCGAGUCAGGAGACAAAGGAAAUGAUCUAGAAAUUGGCUUGGCUACUCAUGAUGAGAAAGAAAAUGGUAAUGCUAGUGACGUGAUAAAUAAACAUUCGAGAGUAGGAUAUGAUGAAAAGACAAAAGAUGCAGUAGAUGGUGUUAUCUUCUACAAAAGAAAGGACAAGAGGUCCUGUGAUAGACCUCCAGGAAACCAUAGGAUGAUUGAUGCUUCAAGAAAGCUGAAGAUUAAAGUUGGAAGACGUUGUGGCUUGUGUGGAGGAGCUACCGAUGGAAAACCUCCCAGAAAACUAGUGCAAUAUGUGGCUCAAAGUGAUAAUGAAGCACAUAGUGAGACUUCUGCUUCUGAGGAACCUAAUUAUGAUGAAUGGGAUGGAUUCGGUGAUGAACCUACCUGGCUUGGACGCCUACUGGGCCCCGUAAAUGACCGUUUUGGUAUUGCUGGAGUUUGGAUUCAUCAGCAAUGUGCUGUAUGGAGUCCAGAGGUCUAUUUCGCUGGUUUGGGAUGCAUGAAAAAUGUUAGGGCAGCACUUAGCAGGGGAAGGGUUUUGAAAUGCAGUCGUUGUGCCAGGACAGGUGCAACAAUUGGAUGCCGUGUUGAUAGAUGUCCAAAAACCUACCACUUGUCAUGUGCACGCGCCACAGGUUGCAUAUUUGAUCAUCGCAAGUUUCUCAUAGCUUGUACGGAUCACAAACAUCUUUUCCAACCACAUGGUAGUAAAUAUCUGCACUAUCUAAGGAAAAUGAAAACUAAGAAGAUGAUGCUGGAGCUGAGAAAGACAUCGAAUGAAGCAUGCCGCAAAGAUAUUGAAGCAGAAGAAAAAUGGAUGGAGAAUUAUGGGGAGGAUGAAGAAUUUUUGAAACGUGAAAGAAAGAGGCUUCAUCGGGAUUUAUCAAAAAUUACUCCGGUAUAUAUUGGCGGCGCUAACUCUGAUAGUGGGGUUGAAUUUCAAGGUUGGGAAUCUGUAGCUGGACUUCAAGAUGUCAUCCAGUGCAUGAAGGAGGUGGUCACCAUACCACUAUUGUACCCUGAGUUUUUCAGCAGUCUUGGGCUCACACCUCCUAGGGGUGUUCUUUUACAUGGAUACCCUGGGACAGGUAAAACAUUAGUAGUACGUGCACUAAUUGGUUCAUGUGCUAGAGGUGAUAAACGCAUAGCAUAUUUUGCUCGUAAAGGAGCAGAUUGUUUGGGAAAAUAUGUUGGUGAUGCCGAGAGACAAUUAAGACUUCUGUUUCAGGUUGCGGAAAAAUCUCAACCUUCUAUCAUUUUCUUUGAUGAGAUUGAUGGCUUGGCUCCUUGCCGCACCAAGCAGCAGGAUCAAACUCAUAGUUCAGUGGUGUCUACUUUGCUUGCCCUGAUGGAUGGACUGAAAUCUAGAGGGUCUGUAGUUGUUAUUGGAGCUACUAACCGUCCUGAUGCUAUUGAUCCAGCUUUGAGGCGGCCUGGACGAUUUGACAGGGAGAUUUAUUUUCCAUUGCCAUCAGUGAAGGAUAGAGAAGCAAUUCUCUCUCUGCACACAAAAAAAUGGCCUAAACCUGUUUCUGGGCCUUUACUGAAGUUGAUUGCCAGGAAAACAGUGGGAUUUGCUGGUGCUGAUCUUCAGGCCCUGUGUACUCAAGCUGCCAUUAUUUCUUUGAAGAGGAGCUUCCCCUUGCACCAAUAUCUCUCUGCAGCUGCAGAGAGAGGGCCUCAUGUUAAACAUGCCACCCUACCCAGCUUUACUGUAGAGGAACAGGAUUGGUUGGAUUCUCUUGUGCAUGCAUCACCUCCAUGUUCACAAAGAGAAGCUAGGAUGGCUGCAAAUGAAGUAGUCUCAUCACCUCUUCAUACCUGUCUUUUUCCUUGUCUUUCCCAACCGCUUUGUAAAUUGAUUGUUUCCCUUUAUCUAGACGAGCGCGUCUGCUUACCGCACCGCCUUUUUAAAGCUGCUUCACUGGUAAAAGACAUAUUCAUCUCUGCCUUGGAUAAAAAGAAAAUUCUUACUAGUAAUUGGUGGUUUUAUAUUAAUGAUUUGCUUAAAGAGCCUGAUAUUUACCACAAAGUUGAAGAUGAACUCUCACGUGCCGGAAUUCUGAUUCGAGAUUUUAGAAGUAGUACUUCUUGUCUUCUAGAGGAGAUCUUUGAUGAUGAUGACUCUGCAUUUGGGUAUUCCAAAUUGCACCAUAUUGGUGGUCGUGCUCACUUGAUGGAAACUAUCUUGGGAAAGAAAUCUGGAUUUCGAAUAUUAGUUUCUGGGAAUCCUAGAUGUGGUCAAAGGCACAUUGCUUCGUGUCUUGUCCAUUGUUUUGUUGGUAAUACUGAUAUUCAAAAGAUUGAUAUGGCUGCUAUGUCACAGGAAGGCCAUGGGGAUAUUUUGCAAGGGUUGACAGGAAUAUUGAUGAGGUAUGCAUGCGCUGGAAGAUGCAUAAUUUUUAUGCCAAGAUUAGAUUUAUGGGCUGUGGAGGCCAGUUCAAUGGUUUUUGAAACCCGGGGUGUUGCCCUGUCAGGGAAGCAUCAGUUGUAUGAAGAGAGAUCCCUUGAAGAAAUUAAAAAUGAGAAGUCUUAUCCUGUUGCCACUACUAUGGGACUGGAGUCCAAGAAAGAGGUGAGAGAGGCAUCAGAUAUCUGGAACUCCUUCGUUGAACAGGCCGAGACCUUGUGUGUAUCUAAGCCCUUGAGUAUUUUGGCUACAACAGAUAUGCCUUUUAAAGCCCUCCCUCUUACAAUAAGACAGUACUUCAAAGGGCAGGAAUUGGAUCAGAGUCUCUCAACUCCAUUGGGGGGUUCUGUACCACAAUUUUCAAUAGAGCUGGAUGAUAGUUUCAAUGUUGAUCUAAUAGUUAAUCUAUUUGCAUCAAGACUGUCAAUUGAUUUAGUUGAACACUUUGUUCAGUUGCUUUAUCGUGCAAACCAUAUGCGUACCAUCCCACAAAAUGGUAAUGCUAAUGCUGACAACAAGGAGAAUGUUAUGUUGGCGUGUGUCAACUCCAAACCGGAAACAACUACUGAGCACGAGAGCAAAAAUGUUUCUAUAAAUCACAUUACAACUGCUGUUUCCCCUAACACUAAAACUGGAAAAGGGAUGUCAAGCAUGUUGUUAGCAAUUACCACGUUUGGCUACCAAAUUUUACAAUACCCUCAUUUUGCUGAACUUUGUUGGGCGACAUCCAAGUUAAAGGAUGGCCCGUGUGCUGACAUAAAUGGUGCUUGGAAAGGUUGGCCCUUCAAUUCAUGUAUUAUUCGUCCUAGUAACUCUGUGAAUGAGGUUGCUCUCUCUACCAGCACUGUCAAAAGCAAAGCAAGUUCUGGUAUUGUAAGAGGCUUGAUAGCUAUUGGGUUGUCUGCUUACACAGGCAAAUAUACUUCGCUUCGAGUAGUAUCUUCUGAUGUUCGGAAAGUUCUGGAGCUUUUAGUUGCCAGAAUUAAUGAAAAAGUUCAGGACGGGAAGGACAGAUAUCAUUUCAGCCGUCUGUUGUCUCAAGUUGCUUAUCUUGAUGACAUGGUCAGCAGCUGGCUGUACAUGCUGCAGAGUUUUGAGAUGGAUACCGAGUGUUCAGGGCCAAAGGCAAACUCAACAUUGAAUUGCGUAGGAAAUUCAGAAGAACCUAACCCUUUAAGAAAUACUACUUUGGAAGGUGAUGAUAAUACCUUCCAUGACGCAAGGACAGUAGUAGGAGGUAAUUAUAUGUCAAGGAUGGAGGUCGGCUUUCAACCAAUGGACACAGACCAUUCUAUACCAGUUAAAAAUGUUGCAAGUGCCCUUAAUUUGAAUAUGAAAAUAGUCAAACACAAUCUUGUGAAUGUCGAAGCUAAUUAUAGAGAUCAAGAUGAAGAAGGUGCUUCCCAGUUGAAGAAUUGUUCCCCUUCUGAAAUAAGCAAUCCAACUGAUGCAGUUUCCCAGAAAGGUGGAGAUUGUGGGCCCGCAAUACAUUCUAAUGGACAUGUUGAUAUUGAAAAUGAUCAAGAGGAUGAUGAUGGGUGUGAUACUGAAAAUGAUCUUCGUCGUGAAGAUGAAGAGAGAGAGACAUGUGAUCAUGCUAAUGUAAAAGCUACCAACAUUCCAACAGUUUCUGGUCUUGUGUGCCACCUAGGUUGCUGCAAUGAGUGUCUCGGGAAACUUCAGCGCCUUCUAAGAGAUGCAGUUAAAUGUGAGUUGGGACUUGAGGAGAAAGAGUGUAAGGUAGACGAUGUUAAUGAUUUUGUGGCCUCGGUAUCUGCCAAGUUUCAUUCCUCUCUCAGAUUGUGGUUGCGACCUGAAAACUCAGGGUGUGCGGUGAUGAAGAUCACAGAAUGCAGUUGCCAUGGUACAGAUAGUGCUGUAAAUGCACACUUGGAUCUGUGCCAGAAUUCACAGUACAUAUUUAGAGAUGGUCUACUGACCAACUUUGGGACGUGUAAGGAUGCUUCCUUUCACUGCCAAUUUAAGAAAUUAUGCCUCCAUUCCCUUAUAGAGUGGGUAAAAGUGGGGAAGGAGCCAUAAAUUGAUUGGCAUCGCUUCUGCCAAUUUUGUUUUUCCUUUGGCAUGACAUUGGUAGUGUUUUAGUUUUAUCCCGGGUACAUGGUAUCUAUGUUUUUGUAUACCGGUAAUCGAAUAGAAUUUAUUUCAAAGCAGGUUUUAAUGGCAUCCCUUCGUUUGCAUUAAUAGUUCUAUGCACUAGAUUUAAAAAGCUUCACCUGCAUAACUUCUUAGGCCAUGUUUGGCAGACAAUAAUUUACUUUGCGUUAU